AUGAGUGCUGCCUUCGCAAGGAGUGCUGCUUUCGCAAGGAGUGCUGCCUUCGCAGGGAGUGCUGCAUCUGCAACGAAUGCUGCCUUCGCAAGGUGUGCUGCCUUCGCAAGGAGUGCUGCCUUUGCAAGGAGCGCUGCCAUCACAAGGAGUGCUGCCUUCGCUAGGAGUGCUGCCUUCGCAAAGAGGGCUGCCUUCACAAAGAGGGAGUACUGCCUUUGCAACGAGUGCUGCCUUCCAAUGAGUGCUGCCUUUGCAAGGAUUGCUGCCUUCGCAAGGAGUGCUGCCUUCGCAAGGAGUGCUGCCUUCGCAUCGAGGGCUGCCUUUGUAGGGAGUGCUGUCUUCAUAAGGGGUUUUGCAUUCGCCAGGAGUGCUGCCUUUGCAAGGAGUGCUGCUUUCGCAAGGAGUGCUGCCUUCACUUGGAGUGUUUCCCUUCUAAGGAGUGCUGGCUUCGCAAGCAGUGCUGCCAUCGCUAGGAGUGCUGCUUUCGCAAGGAGGGCUGACUUCGCAGGGAGUGCUGCCUUUGCAGGAAGUGCUGCCUUCGCAAGGAGUGGUGCCUUCACAAGGAGUGCUGCUUUCGCAGGGAGAGCUGCAUCCGCAAGGAGUGCUGACUUCGCAAGGAGUGCUGCCUUCGCAAGGAGUGCUGCCUUCGCAGGGAGUGCUGCCUUCGCAAGGAGUGCUGCCUUCGCAAGGAGUGCUGCCUUUGCAAGGAGCGCUGCCAUCGCAAGGACUGUUGCCUUCGCUAGGAGUGCUGCCUUCGCAAGGAGGGCUGCGUUCGCAAAGAGGGCUGCCUUCGCAGGGAGUGCUGCCUUCGCAAGGGGUAAUGCCUUCGCAAGUAGUUCUGGAUUCGCAAGUAGUGCUGCCUUCGCAAAGAGUGCUGCCUUCGCAAGGAGUGCUGCCUUCGCAAGGAGUGCUGCCUUUGCAAUGAGGGCUGCCUUCGCUAUGAGUGCUGCCUUCGCAAGGAGUGCUGCCUUCGCAAGGAGUGCUGCCUUCGCAAGGAGUGCUGCCUUCGCAAGGAGUGCUGCCUUCGCAAGGAGUGCUGUCUUUGCAAGGAGUGCUGUCUUUGCAAGGAGUGCUGUCUUCGCAAGGAGUGCUGCCUUCGCAGGGAGUGCUGCCUUCGCAAGGAGUGCUGCCUUCGCAAGGAGUGCUGCCUUCCCAAGGAGUGCUGCCUUGGGACAGAGUGCUGCCUUCGCUAGGAGUGUUGCAUUCGUACACAGUGCAGCCUUCGCAAGGAGUGCUGCCUUCGCAAGGUGUGCUGCCUUUGCAAGGAGUACUGCCUUCGCAAGGAGUGCUGCCUUCGCAAGGAGUGCUGCCUUCGCUAGCAGUGUUGCCUACGCAAGGAGUGCUGCGUUCAGAAUGAGUGGUGCCUCCGCAAGGGGUGAUGCCUUCGCAAGGAGUGCUGCCUUUGCAAGGAGUACUGCCUUCGCAAGGAGGGCUGCCUUCGCAAGGAGUGCUGCCUUCGCUAGGAGUGUUGCCCUCGCAAAGAGGGCUGCCUUCGCAAGGAGGGCUGCCUUCGCAGGGAGUGCUGCCUUCGCUAGGAGUGAUGUCUUCGCAAGGAGGGCUGCCUUCGAGAAGAGGGCUGCCUUCGCAGGGAAUGCUGCCUUCGCAAGGGGUAAUGCCUUCGCAAGUAGUGCUGCCUUCUCAGGCAGUACUGCCUUUGCAACGAGUGCUGCCUUCCAAUGA
Schistocerca cancellata (South American locust) is the source of this 1680-nucleotide messenger RNA. RefSeq names its product trophinin-like. The transcript has a single exon. The record is from RefSeq and is a predicted model, not a curated record. NCBI's taxonomy places the organism in Eukaryota, Metazoa, Arthropoda, Insecta, Orthoptera, Acrididae. Bases 1 to 1680 code for a protein of 559 amino acids.